This is a messenger RNA of Orycteropus afer afer, 5691 nucleotides long. It is a transcript of the gene CFAP65, whose product is annotated as cilia and flagella associated protein 65. Lineage: Eukaryota; Metazoa; Chordata; Mammalia; Tubulidentata; Orycteropodidae. The record is from RefSeq and is a predicted model, not a curated record. The coding region runs from base 1 to 5691 and encodes 1896 amino acids. The transcript has 33 exons.
AUGAGGCCCAUAGAGGUGAAGUCACUUUCCCAAGGUCCCAAGGAAGCAGAAGCCAUGGACCAGAAGCCAUGUCCCCUGCAGCAGCGGCAUCUGGUGUUCAGGGACAGCAGGAACUUCACCAUGAACUCCACAACGUGCCUGAGUGCCAGCACAAUGGCCACCACCACCAUCAAUGGCAGCAGUGCGGUCAUGAGUCCUUGCAGCAGUGGCAACGUCAACACCCAUCAACCUUCCAGGACCAAGAAAGCACAGAUGUGCUUCUCAACGAAGCAGAACAAAGUGAGGAGAAGAGUCAUCUGGGGUAUCGAGGUUGUGGAGGAGCUGCGCUGGAAGGGCUGGGAGCUGGGGAAGGAGAUGACCAAGAACCUGGUGCUGAAAAACCUAUCCAUGAAAAUCCAGAAGAUUAAGUACAGGCCUCCCACGACAAAGUUCUUCUUCACGGUUAUCCCUCAGCCCAUCUUACUGAGUCCGGGCAUCACCUUCACUCUUCCCAUCUUCUUCAGGCCUAUGGAGGAGAAGGAGUACAAGGACCAGCUGUGGUUUGAGAAAGCAGAAGGGACGUUCUGUGUGGACCUGAGGGCCGUGCUGCCUCGCCACAAGCUGAGCUGCCCGCUGUCCCUGCAGUUGCCCAUGUGCACUGUGGGGGACAUGGCUGAGGCCUGGUUCUGCCUGGACAACGUGGGGGACCUGCCCACCUUCUUCACCUGGGAGCUGCCCAGCCCCUUCCAGAUCCUGCCCACCACGGGGCUGCUGGAGCCAGGCCAGGUCUGCCGGGUCAAGGUGACCUUCCAGCCACUUACGGCCGUCGUCCAUGAGGUGCAGGCCACGUGCUGGUAUGGGGACAGCAGUAAGCAGAAGAUCGGCAUCCAGCUGCAGGCUGUGGCCAAGUGUGCCCAGCUGCUGGUGAGCAUAAGGCAGAAGCGGCCCGAGGACCAGGACACCGAGGGCUGCCAGAAGGUGCUGCACUUUGGCUCUGUUGCUGUAGGCUGCAUUGCUGAGCGGCAGAUCAAGCUGUAUAAUCCAUCAGUGGUGAACGCCCCCUUCAGGAUUGAAGUGGCCCCAGACAUGCUGGUCAAAGACCAGGCCUUCUCGUGCCACACAGCCCUUGGCAUCAUGCGCCCAGGAGAGAGGAAAUGCGUGUCUGUGUUCUUCCACCCCGAGACCCUGGACGUCAGAACUGUGGACUACAUCUCCAUCAUGCCCUCUGGCUGUGCCUCCCAAACCCUGCUCAAAGUGGUUGGUUUCUGUACAGGUCCAGCUGUGUCCCUGCAGUACAACUGCAUCAACUUCAGCUGGAUCAGCCUCGGGAUGCAUGCUGAGAAGUCCCUGUGGAUUGAGAACAGGGCGAACUGCACGGCCUACUUCCAGUUUGCCAUUGACUGCCAGGAGAGCGUCUUCAGCAUCCAGCCCACCUUUGGGACCCUGGUGGGCAAGACCCGCAUGACCCUGCACUGCACCUUUCAGCCCACUCACCCCAUCAUCUACUUCCGGAGGGUUGCCUGUCUCAUCCAUCACCAGGAGCCAGUGUUCCUGGACCUGAUUGGAACCUGCCACUCAGACAAUACCAAGCCGGCCAUCCUGAGGCCCCAGCACCUCACUUGGUACCGCACACACCUGGCACGGGGCCUGACGUUCUACCCUCCUGACAUCCUGGGCACCAUGGUGAAGGAGAACAGGCUGGGGCAGGAUAAGGAUGGGGCCCUCAUGAUCCCCACGCAGGACUUGGAGGACAAGCCACCCCAGCAGUACCCUGCCAUCCCUCCCAUGACUGAGUACUUCUACAACGGCACCAACAACAUGGCCAUCUUCCCACCGCCUGUCAGCAUGGAGCCCAUCGAGGUGGACUUUGGUGCUUGUCCCAGGCCUGAGAACCCCAACCCUGUCCCCCUGUGCCUGAUGAACCACACAAAGGGCAAGAUCACCGUGGUCUGGAUACGCAGGCCUCACUGUCCCUUCUGGGUGAGCCCAGUCACCUGCGAUGUGCCCCCACUCAAGUCUACCGCCAUGCGCCUGCACUUCCAGCCACUGCACCCCAACUGCCUAUACUCAGUGGAGUUGGAAGCCUUUGCUAUCUAUAAGGUCCUGCUGAACUACAGUAACAUUGAGGAAGACUGCACGGUGUGCCCGUCCUGGUGCCUGACGCUGCGGGCGCGAGGUCAUAGCUACUCUGCUGCUUUCGAGCACCACAUCCCCCAGUACUCCCUGGAUGCCCCCAAGCUAUUUCCUGCCGUGUCUCCUGGGGAGCCCUCCUACCGCAGCCUCCUCCUGCUCAACAAAGGCUCUGUGCUGCUGACCUUCAGCCUGGCCCCCAAAAGCAGCUCAGACAUCAUCCUGCAACCCAGCUGUGGCCUUGUGGCCUCUGAGGCCCACCAGAUCUUCUAUAUCUGUACCUACCCCAAGGGAAACUCCUGGAAGCAGCACCUUUUCUACCUGCAGUUCAACUCCUGCCCCCAGUAUCUCAAGGAAGUGAGCAUGCAGAGCCGUGAGGAAGCCCUGCAGCUGAAGCUGGAAGCCUGUAAGAGCAUCUUCUUCAAGCCCACCUGGGUCGGCUACUCCUCCACCAGCCCCUUCACCUUGCACAACCCCUCGCGUCUGCCCCUGGAGUUUGAGUGGAGGGUCUCUGAGCAGCACCUCAAGGUGCUGGCUGUGCAGCCUGCCCGGGGGCUCAUCCUGCCUAAUGAGACCAUUAUCUUGACAUGGACCUUCAGCCCUUUGGAGGAGACCAAGUACCUGUUCCGAGUGGGGAUGUGGGUCUGGGAAGCUGGCCUGCCUCUGAAUACCAAGCCCCCUGCCACCGCCCCCUACAUGCUACGGCUGGUGGGCAUGGGCAUCACCAGCAGCCUCUCUGUGAAGGAACAGGAGCUGGACUUCGGGAGCGUGCUGGUGAACAGCAAGCAGUCCAGGUUUCUCGUGCUGCUGAACAACGGCAACUGUACCCUUUAUUACCGCCUGUUCCUGGAGCAGCACAGCCCUGAGAUCACCAGCAGUGACCCCCUCGAUCUGCAGCUGGAACAGACAGAGGGGAGCAUGCCACCCCGGUCCCAGGACAGCAUCGUCCUGAUUGCCUGCCCCAAGCACCGGGCCCAGUACUCUUGGACCGUCAGCUACGUGCUCCUCUCCCAGAGAGAUAACAAGCCUGGCGAGAAGCAGAAGCUGUGCCGGGUCUCCCUGGUGGCCGUGUACCCCCUACUCUCUAUCCUGGAUAUCUGCGCCACGGGCAGCACUGAGGGCAUCACCCGGAAUCGCCUGUGGCACCUCUUCUCCCUGGAUAUGCUCAACAGUUACUUGGAGCGAGACCCAACCCCCGGGGAGCUCACCUACAAGGUGCCCACCCGGCACAGCAUGAGCCACAGCCCCGCUAUCUUCACCCCUUUGAAGCUGGACUUCAAUUUUGGGGCUGCACCGCUUGAGGCUCCACCUUCUGUGGUGCUCCUGGCCCUGAAGAACAGUGGGGUGGUGCCCCUGGACUGGGCCUUCCUCUUUCCAAGUGACCAGCAGAUCCACCUGGAGCUGUGGGCAGAGCAAGCAGAGUUUAACAGCACUGAGCUGCACCAAAUGCGUGCACAAGACAAUUGCCUUUUCUCCAUCAGCCCUAAGACCGGGAGCCUGAGUCCUGGGCAGCAGCAGAUGGUGGAAUUAAAAUACAGCCACCUAUUCGUUGGCACUGACCGCCUCCCAGUGCUCUUCAAGGUGUCCCAUGGCCGGGAGAUCCUGCUCAAUUUCAUAGGCGUGACAGUGGAGCUGGGGCAGAAGUAUGUGCACUUCACCUCCUCCAGCCACCAGUUUGUCCCUGUCCCCAUCGGCGACACACUGCCCCCACGGCAGAUUUAUGAGCUGUACAACGGGGGCUCAGUGCCUGUGACAUAUGAGAUCCAGACCAACAUCCUGUCACAAAUUCAAGAACAAAACUUCAACCACCCCAUCUUCUGCUGCCUCAACCCCCAAGGGGAGAUCCAGCCGGGCACAACUGCUCAGGUCUUGUGGAUCUUCUCACCCAUCGAGGCCAAGACCUAUACAGUGGACGUGCCCAUACACAUCCUGGGAUGGAACUUGGCCAUCAUCCACUUCCAGGGUGCGGGCUAUGACCCCCAUGUCAUGGGGGACACAGCCCCAUUCCACAGCAUCUCCUCGUUGGACAAUAGCUCCACACAGUUUAGGCUGAUGGCUCCUGGACAGACGGUCUUCCUGUCCCACUCUCAUAUCUCCCUGGGAAACAUCCCUGUGCAGAGCAAGUGCAGCCGCUUGCUCUUCCUCAACAAUACCUCCAAGAAUGAGACAAUUGUCUUUUCCUGGCAGCUGAAGCCUCUAGACUUUGGAGAGGUGUCUGUGAGUCCCAAGGUGGGAGAGGUGUCUCCUGGAGAGACAGCACCAAUUGUAGUGACCCUGAAGGCUUCGGUGCAUGCCAGCUUCUACAGUGUAGACCUGGUAUGCAAGGUGUACCGGCAGCAACUCCUGAGGAGGUACCAUAAGGAACUACAGGAGUGGAAGGAAGAGAAGGCACGGCAGGAAGUGGAGUUCACCAUCACAGAUAGGAAAGUGAAGAGACAGGUGUACUGCACCGCCUGUGCACCAGUGAGGAAGUACAAGACGCUGCCACCCAUCAAGAUCCAGCAGCGUUUCAACCAACCUGCCAGCUGGAACCUGCAGGUCCCAAAGGAGGAGACAUCCUGGCCAUGCCCUGAGCCGCCCCCACCAGGCAUGCUCUGCCUGGGCCUCACUGCCCGUGCCCAUGCCACCGACUACUUCCUGGCCAACUUCUUCUCAGAGUUUCCCUGCUACUUCUUGAACCGGGAACUGCCAAAGAAGAAGCCCUCUGGGCAGGUGCCAGAGAUUUCCGAGGAAGAUUCCACCUACAAUCGGCCCCCUGUCUCCAAGCAGGAGAAGCUGCUCCUGACUGACUGUCUCACCACCAUCAUCAGAGGUCUACUGGAGGAUGAGAAGUUCCACGAGGCUGUGGAUCAAAGUCUGGUAGAACAGGUGCCUUACUUCUGCCAGUUCUGGAAUGAGAAGUCAGCCAAGUUCAUCACCAGGAAGAGCAGCCUGCACUUAGUGCCAGUCCUAUCUCCACCUUCCAAAAGCUGGGAGGAAGGGAAAGGCAAGGAGCAGGAGGAGUUUCAACCAAGGUUGAGGAAGAGGGAGUCUGGGGUCGAGGAGGAGCCAGAGGAAGAGGAAGAGGAAGAAGAGGAGGAGGAAGAAGAGGAGGAGGAAGAAAAGGAGGAGGAGAUGGAGGAGAAAGAGGAGAUGGGCAAGGAGGAGAUGCAGGAGGAGGAGAUGGAGGAAAAGAAAGAUGACCUGGCCUGGAUGGGAACGGAGCCUGUGCGGCAGACCAGGUCCCAAGAGUUGCUGCAGUGGCGGCAGCAGCUGAAGAUCAUGAUGAAAGAGGAGCGGGAGCGGGAUGAGAAAGAGGCCAUCAGUCGGCUACCGGCCUUCGCUAACCUGCAGGAGGCGCUGCUGGAAAACAUGAUCCAGAACAUCCUGGUGGAAGCGAGCCUCGGGGAGGUGGUGCUCACCUCGCGGCCGCGCGUCAUCACCCUGCCGCCGCUCAGCAUGCCCAGGACAGUGACCCAGGACCCUCUGCGGAGGACACUCCCGGUGCUGCAGCAGCCGGUGCAGGCGCUCCGCCCGGCCACUCAGCACCCCAUCGACUCUUCGCGGCCGCGGAGGACCAGCCUCUUGGACCUGCCGCCCUAG